AUGACAGGAUGGGAUAACUGGCUUGGUGUGCCAAUGAAUGAAUCUUUCCGUGCACAGGAUUGGGGAUACAUCAAGUCUAGUGCGAGCAUGGGGGCGGGUCCUUUUGACAAGGCUCUGUACAGAGCUUAUACCGACGAUACCUUUACCAAGCAGGCUGAGCAGCCUGACUGGGUCGGGUAUCAGGGGCCCAUUCUCCGUGCUGAAGUCGGGGAUAUGAUUGAGAUCAUGUUUGUGAACAAAAUGGAGAACUUCUAUGCGAGCAUUCAUUCUAUGGGCUUGUUCUAUCCAAAGGAAUACGAGGGCUCGAUUUACUUCAACGGCACGAACCAUCCUGCAUUGGGUGAUGCCGUUCCACCCGGCGGUUGUUUCGUCUACAAGUGGCUGGUGCCCAAAACCGCCGCCCCAAACCCCGGGUACCAGAGCAAGCUCUUUGCAUACCACAGCUAUGUGAGCAUGUAUCAAGACCAGGAUGCUGGUCUCAGCGGUCCUGUAAUCAUUUACCCCACUGGUCAAAUGGAGCGGGUCAUGGCUAAGAACCGGGAAUUUGUCGUAUUCUAUGGUGACAACCAGGAAUCCAACUCCUGGUUAGCCUUGCAGAAUGUCCAAAAAUAUCUCCCGCAAGCCUUGUCACAGGCCGCAAACCUGUCCGAUCAGUACCCGUCGCCUUCUUCAAACGCGAACAUGUCUAUCUGGUACCCACAGCUCAUCAAUCAUCCUAAGACCAAUGUGACUACCACUAUGGCACCUAAUUUCUUCCCGAUAAACGGUUAUAUUUAUGCUAACAACCCGGCAUUUGAAAUGUGCCAAUAUGAUAACGUUAUCUGGUACUUGUGGGACAUGGGAUUUGACACUCAUAGCAUCCACUGGCACGGCAACAAUGUAGUAAUGGAUAAUCAUGUUACCAGUGUCGUACCUGUCAACCCUGGCCAGAUGACCACUGUCACCAUGAAUCCCGCCAGUUAUGGCUGGUGGUAUCUUAUUUGUCACUUCAACACCCACCUGGAUAAGGGCAUGGAAGCUAACUACAUAGUCUAUCCUAAAAGCGAGUGCCCUUUACCUCCCCUAAAGAAGAUCUAA
Penicillium chermesinum is the source of this 1077-nucleotide messenger RNA. RefSeq lists its product as uncharacterized. NCBI's taxonomy places the organism in Eukaryota, Fungi, Ascomycota, Eurotiomycetes, Eurotiales, Aspergillaceae. Gene Ontology annotation, molecular function: oxidoreductase activity; copper ion binding. Bases 1 to 1077 code for a protein of 358 amino acids. The record is from RefSeq and is a predicted model, not a curated record. The transcript is spliced from 4 exons.